Molecule: messenger RNA, 1704 nt
Organism: Dentiscutata erythropus
Lineage: Eukaryota; Fungi; Glomeromycota; Glomeromycetes; Diversisporales; Gigasporaceae
Source: the annotation of a GenBank genome assembly
AUGGCGACUAAUGGCCCGCCAAAAUUAAAGCCAAAAUCUUCAAAUCAAGAUCAAAUAGAAGAAAAUUUAGGGACGGUUAUCGCUCAAUUAACGUCGCUCGAUGGGGAAACUACUGGUCCACCGUUAAGCUUGCCAGCUGGUGUCACUCCUGAGCAAUUGCAACUAUUGAUUAAUCAAUUGUUAAAUAACGAUGAACCCCUUCCUUACGCUUUUUCAGUUGAUGGUAGAGAAAUUUCAACGUCACUUUAUAAAGAUAUCAUUCAAGGACUUCAAAGAUCAACGGAAGAUGUGCUAAAGAUCGUAUACCAGCCACAAGCAAUCUUUAAAGUUAGAGCGGUGACUAGAUGCAGCUCUACCUUAAAUGGACAUAAAGACGCGAUCUUGUCCGUUAGUUUUAGUCCCGAUGGUGCACAGCUCGCGACGGGGUCAGGUGAUACUACUAUCAGAAUAUGGGAUCUAAACACGGAAACACCUCAUUACACCUGUUCAGGUCACACGGGUUGGGUGUUAUAUAUCGCUUGGUCACCAGAUGCAAAAAUAUUAGCCUCCGGAAGCAUGGACAAAACGGUGCGAUUAUGGGACCCUAUAACGGGAAAACCCAUAGGUGAUCCGUUGAAAGGACACACACAGUGGAUUACUUGUCUAGCUUGGGAACCACUUCAUCUAAAUUCAAAGUGCAACCGAUUGGCUUCUUCUUCCAAAGAUGGUACGAUCCGUAUUUGGGAUACUACUUUGCGUCGCGUUGUUGCUACUAUGUCGCAACAUACUGCCGCUGUAACAUGUAUAAAAUGGGGAGGAAAUGGAUUGCUUUAUUCUUCCAGCCGAGAUAAAACAAUUAAAGUUUGGGACGCGUCGCAGGGCAAGUUAGUCAGAACAUUGGAAGGCCAUGGCCAUUGGGUCAAUACUCUUGCUUUGAGCACAGAUUUUGUUUUGAGGACUGGUGCCUUCGAUCAUACCGGCAAAAAACCAAAAGACGAAAAUGAAGCACGUGAGCGAGCUCUGGAAAGGUAUAAAGCAGCUACUGGAAAUAAGUCUGAACGACUUGUUUCUGGAUCUGAUGAUUUCACUAUGUUUCUCUGGGUACCAUCAGAAAGCAAGAAGGCGAUAGCAAGGCUUACUGGACACCAAAAGCUUGUCAACUAUACGAGUUUUUCACCUGAUGGACGUUUGUUCGCUAGUGCUAGCUUUGAUAAUUCAGUAAAGCUUUGGGAUGGAUUUACAGGAAGAUUUAUUGCAUCUUUGCGAGGCCAUGUUGGUCCAGUUUAUCAAGUCUGCUGGUCCUCUGAUAGUCGUUUGCUGAUUAGCUCAAGUAAAGAUAGUACUUUAAAAAUUUGGAACUUAAAAACCAAAAAGAUUAAAUUGGAUCUACCAGGUCAUUUGGAUGAGGUAUUUAGCGUUGAUUGGAGUCCCGGAGGCGACAAAGUUGCCAGCGGUGGCAAAGACUGUCAACUCAAAAUGCACAAUAAGAAAGGGAUGCCUUGGGCCAAAGCAUGCCCAAAAAAAAUUUCCGUGCCAUUUGCCUCUUUACGAAACGCCUUCGACCAUAAAAAAAGAUUUAUUAUAGCUCCCGUUAAGACUUUCGAGCUUCGCGCAAAGAAAAAAGAAGAACUAUUAAAACAACUUGAUGAACUUAAACAAGAGUUGGCUUCAUUGAAAGUUCAAAAAAUUGCUGGUGGUACUGCUGCAAAGUUAACAAAAUUGUAA